GUCUCAGCUUGCCCCUUCGGGCGCCGCCUCUAGACUUCCAGUGCUGUCUCCAAGCGCCGACUGGAGCCUCAGCCGCCGCGGAGGAUGGAGCGCUUCUCGGGCCGCCGCGCUCUGGUGACGGGCGCAGGCAAAGGGAUCGGCAGGGCUGUGGCAGUACGGUUGACCCGCGCGGGGGCUCAGGUGGUGGCGGUGAGCCGGACCCAGGCGGAUCUCGAGAGCCUACAGAAAGAGUGCCCAGGUAUCCAGACGCUGUGUGUUGACCUCGGAGACUGGGAAGCUACAGAGGCCGCACUAAGCACAGUGGAAGAUGUUGAUCUGCUUGUGAAUAACGCUGCUGUAGCAGUUUUGCAGCCGUUCCUGGAAGUGACUAAGGAGGCCUUUGACAGAUCUUUCAGUGUCAAUCUUCGUGCUGUGCUGCAUGUCUCCCAGAUUUUUGCCCAGAAACUGAUUGCCAGAGGAGCACCAGGAGUCAUGGUGAAUGUCUCAAGCCAGGCUUCCCAACGGGCUGUGGUAGAUCACACUGUUUACUGUGCAACCAAGAGUGCCUUGGAUAUGCUGACGAAGUCAAUGGCUCUGGAAUUAGGUCCCCAUAAGAUUCGGGUAAAUUGUGUGAAUCCCACAGUUGUCAUGACAAACAUGGGACGCCUCAACUGGAGUGAUCCCCAGAAAGCUGGAUCUAUGCUUAGCCGCAUCCCACUGGGAAAAUUUGCAGAACUGGAUGAUGUGGUAAAUGGUAUUCUGUUCUUGUUGAGCGACCAAAGUAACAUGACCACUGGCGCCAUGCUGCCCAUUGAUGGAGGAUUCCUCUCCUGCUAGAAUACCGUGUUGGGUGAAUUCCUUGGGGAUGAAUAUCUACUCUGUGUGAUUUAUCCUGUUCAGUCAUUUUGAAAAUACUGGAGAAUCAUGAAAUGGAACAUAGUAGAAAGAAUUUAACUUCCAUUACUGCAAUCAGUGGGAAAAGAGACGAUGACACGUUCUUCCUUCAAUUGAUGCUUCUAAAACAACCACGCUACCUUACUUAUGGAGAAAUGUUUAUUGUAUAAAAUAAGAGGUGUUCAGCUCAUCACUCUACACGAUGAUUAAAAACUGGACCUGUCUCCAUCCAAAUCCCUCAAAGCUCUCUCUACCCCAACCCCCAGUCCAUUAUUCCUGACAAAAGGAAGGAGUCAGUUGUCACCCUUCCUGUGUCUUGUUCAAUCCUACAGAAAGGCUCCUCCCAGGCGGCCCUCUUCUGCAGAGGCUGGACAAGGUAAAGAGGUCUUCCUCUUCCCCAUCUUUAGGGGAGUCAGAUGAUCAGUCAGACUGCUCGGGAACAGCAAAGAGCCUGAUGGCCUCAAAGGCAAUGAUAGCUUUGAAUAGCACAAGAGUGGCCUGGACCAUCGACUUAGUUGGUGUCCCACUUUGUAAAGCACAAAUGGCCUGUUUUCCAA
Candoia aspera is the source of this 1430-nucleotide messenger RNA. RefSeq names its product dicarbonyl and L-xylulose reductase (gene DCXR). The record is from RefSeq and is a predicted model, not a curated record. Gene Ontology annotation, molecular function: carbonyl reductase (NADPH) activity; L-xylulose reductase (NADPH) activity. NCBI's taxonomy places the organism in Eukaryota, Metazoa, Chordata, Lepidosauria, Squamata, Candoiidae. The transcript is spliced from 8 exons. The coding region runs from base 85 to 816 and encodes 243 amino acids. Gene Ontology annotation, biological process: xylulose metabolic process; glucose metabolic process.